AUGGUGUUAGCUUCCAAAUUCCUCUGUAUUCUCGUCGUCGCCGCCGCCUUCCUCUUCUUGUAUUAUACCCUGUUCGGAAUCUCUCCGUGGGAUGUUCCAGAUGAGAGCAGAGCUCUGCAGCGGUUCGACGGUGGAGCUCGGGAAGUCGGAGAAAUCCGUAUGUCGUCGGGGGAAGACAAUGCCGGCGACGACAUGGCCGCCCGGAUGCUCACGAGGCUCAGGUUCCUCCUUGGCGUCAAGAUUACCAGGCGUGCGAGGGAGACGCACUCCCCUGCGCCAGCUCCUUCAUUCUUCGCCGGGAAACCACAUCAGUUUCACUUCUCCAGGCCCCAUCGCCACCCGGCGUCGCCGGUGCACCGCCACAUUGCUCCGGAGCAGAGUCUGGAGUACGGGAGUGGCAAUGGAGCGAAGAAGAGGCACAAAAGAGUUGUAGUGAUCGUAGCAGUGCUCGUUGGUGCCGCCGGAGUAGUCGUCCUCUCAGGCACUGCCAUCUUUCUACUCUGCAAGAGUUCAAGAAGAAGGAACUCCAAGAAAAGGUCCGAAAGGCUGGUGUCGAUCUCUCGCCGGGGACCCAUCCUUUGCGCUCCCUCCGGCAGAGCCGACAACGUGAGCUUUGAUCCCACCUCCGACCAGUUCUAUCUAAAUUCUUUAGCCAAAUAUCUGGAGAAUGACUUCAAUAUGAAGAAUGCCGCACCGGGGGAGACCAUUCCUAAUUGCCAAUCACCAAAAAAUGGGCAUCAGGAUGACGACGACGAUUCCUUCCACUCAGUUUCUUCUCAGCCAUUGAAUCAGUCAGCUCUGAGUUCAUUGGAGGAGAACUUUUCUCCGGUGAGUUCCUACAAGUCCACUUCACCGGUUCGGAAUCCAACUUCAAGAACCUUGGUGACUCCGCAGAAGGUCUCGACUCCAACUCAAUCCUUCCUCUCUUCUUCCUCACAAAGUUUCAGCGGAAGGAGAUUUCAAGCACCUUCUUCACUUUCCCAGGAGGAUAAUGUUUCUCCAUUAAUGGCAGAGAUAGCAUCUUCUUGUCCCUUUUCCAUGGAGGUUAAUGUUUCUCCAUUAAUGGCAGAGAGAGCAGCUUCUUCUUACUUUUCCAUGGAGGAUAAUGCUUCUCCAAUAAUGACAGAGAGAGCGUCUUCUUCUACCGCAAGGAGUACAAGCGAUAGCAAUGAAGCAGUGGUCUUUUCUCCAAUGUCAGGUAUCAGUAACGGCCAUAGUUCCAAAAAACCACCUCCACCGCCGCCUCCACCUCCUCCUAUUAGGCCAAUUCUAUUGCCCAGGAGCAGCUCAGCUCGUCCUCCACCACCGCCAGCGCCGCCAUGUCCAAUUCUGCUAUCUAAACCAGUAGGCAACGAUGGCACUCCACUUCCCAAGUUGAAGCCUCUUCACUGGGACAAAGUCAGAGCAGCGCCUGAUCGUUUGAUGGUAUGGGACAAGAUAAGAUCGAGCUCAUUUGAAUUCGACGAGAAAAUGAUCGAGUCUCUUUUCGGGUACAAUUUACAAAGUUCAGCGAAGAAGCCCGAGGAAGGGAAGAGCAAGACACCUUCUCCUGGAAAACAUGUCUUGGAGCACAAGAGGCUACAGAACGUCACCAUACUGAUGAAGGCCUUGAAUUCUACUGCUGAGCAAGUUUGCAAUGCUUUGAUGAUAGGUGAAGGACUGACUGCGCAACAGUUGGAAGCAUUGGUGAAGAUGGCACCAACACAGGAAGAAGAAGAAGAGCUCUCCAAGUUUGAUGGCAACCUUGACGAGUUAGACCCUUCGGAGAAGUUUCUUAAGACAAUGCUUCGCAUACCCUUUGCAUUCCCAAGAAGUGAAGUCAUGCUGUUCAAAGAAACAUUCGAGGAUGAAGUAGCUCAUCUUCGAAGUUCUUUUGCAAUGAUCAAAGAAGCUUGCAAAGAGUUCAGAUCCAGUAGGCUUUUCUUCAGGUUGUUGGAAGCUGUGCUUAAAACUGGAAACAGGAUGAAUGUUGGAACCAUUAGAGGCGGUGCAAGAGCUUUCAAACUCGAUGCUCUCUUGAAACUAGCAGACGUGAAAGGAACUGAUGGAAAAACUACCUUGCUACAUUUUGUUGUGCAGGAAAUAGUUCGAUUAGAAGGUCUAAAUGUGAACGAAAUGGAGAUCAAUAACACCAAGUGGACAGCUGAAGAAAGAGAUGAUGACUACAAGGGAACUUGUCUAAAGCUUGUUUCAGGACUAAGCACUGAACUCACUAAUGUUAAGAAGACAGCAACUAUUGACUUGGAUGUCUUGGUGACCUCUGUCACAAAUCUUUCAAUCGGAUUGUGCCAAUUGAAGCAUUUAGUAGAGAAAGACAAGAUUGUCAGUGAAAGAAGUAAUAAAUUUGUGCUUACUAUGAAGUUAUUUCUGAGUGAUGCCGAAAGGAUAAUAGAAGAGCUGAAAGGUGAUGAGAAGCAAGUGUUGCUUCAAGUGAGAGGUAUCACAGAGUACUAUCAUGGAGAUGUGAGCAAGGAUGAAUCGAACCCACUAAGAAUUUUUGUAAUUGUGAGGGACUUCCUUUGCAUGCUAGAUAGAGUGUGCAAAGAUGUGGGCAGCUCAAGAAUUCGACAUGGUCCUAUUCAGUUGCUGCCAUUUGAUAGGAGGAGCUGAGUUCUUUCUUCUUCCUAAUUUUCAUUUUCUCCAAUAUCACAUAGCAGCCAAAUGUAGAGAAGUCGGUAUCUUUCUUUUGUGUGAGAAUUGUAUGAUGUGUAGAUAAAUCUGAACAUAAAUUUUGAAGCAUCGUUGAGUUUGUAUUUGUGGAUUUAUGUUUGU
Zingiber officinale is the source of this 2772-nucleotide messenger RNA. RefSeq names its product formin-like protein 11. The coding region runs from base 1 to 2610 and encodes 869 amino acids. NCBI's taxonomy places the organism in Eukaryota, Viridiplantae, Streptophyta, Magnoliopsida, Zingiberales, Zingiberaceae. Gene Ontology annotation, molecular function: actin filament binding. The transcript has 4 exons. The record is from RefSeq and is a predicted model, not a curated record. Gene Ontology annotation, biological process: actin cytoskeleton organization; actin nucleation.